Gavia stellata (red-throated loon) is the source of this 2327-nucleotide messenger RNA. RefSeq names its product sestrin 3 (gene SESN3). The coding region runs from base 139 to 1440 and encodes 433 amino acids. Gene Ontology annotation, biological process: positive regulation of macroautophagy; negative regulation of TORC1 signaling; cellular response to L-leucine. Lineage: Eukaryota; Metazoa; Chordata; Aves; Gaviiformes; Gaviidae. Gene Ontology annotation, molecular function: oxidoreductase activity, acting on peroxide as acceptor; L-leucine binding. The transcript has 10 exons. The record is from RefSeq and is a predicted model, not a curated record. Gene Ontology annotation, cellular component: nucleus.
AGCGCCACAGCCGCCUCCGCCGCCGGCCAGUACCGGGUGUGCGGCAAUUGCCGGAAGGUGCCGAGACAGGAAAAAAGAGUACAAGUCUCCCCGCCGUUGACAAGAGGACCAAGUGCCUUUAUACCAGAGAACGAAGUUAUGCAAGCAAAUGGUUUGGAUGAACGUACUAAUCUUCUUGUGGAAGAAUACUCUACGUCUGGUCGCCUGGACAACAUCACACAGGUCAUGAGUAUUCAUACUCAGUACCUGGAGUCUUUCCUCCGCAGCCAGUUCUAUAUGUUGCGCAUGGAUGGGCCCCUUCCUUUGCCCUAUAGGCACUACAUUGCUAUAAUGGCUGCAGCCAGACAUCAGUGUUCCUACCUAAUAAAUAUGCACGUUGAUGAGUUUUUGAAGACCGGCGGGAUUGCAGAGUGGUUGAACGGUUUAGAAUACAUUCCUCAAAGACUGAAAAAUCUGAAUGAAAUAAACAAACUCCUUGCACACAGGCCCUGGCUAAUCACGAAAGAGCACAUUCAGAAACUUGUCAAGACUGGGGAAAAUAAUUGGUCUCUUCCUGAACUGGUGCAUGCUGUUGUCCUGUUGGCACAUUAUCAUGCCUUGGCAAGUUUUGUAUUUGGUAGUGGCAUUAAUCCAGAGAGAGAUCCGGAUACAUCUAAUGGAGUCAGACUUAUAGCAGUCAACAACUUCUGUGUCUGUGAUCUUGCCAAUGACAACAACAUAGAAAAUGCAUCCCUCACAAGUAGCAACUUUGGGAUUGCAGAUUCUUUAAGUGAGCUGGAGGCCUUAAUGGAAAGGAUGAAGAGGCUACAAGAAGAUAAAGAGGACGACGAAGCCUCUCAGGAAGAAAUGGCAACUCGCUUUGAAAAGGAGAAGAAGGAGAGUCUGCUAGUAAUUAGUGGAGCAUUUGAUGAUGAAAUAGUUUCUACAGAUGUUUCCCGCUAUAUUGAAGAUCCUGGGUUUGGGUACAAAGACUUUGCAAGGCGAGGAGAAGACCAUCUCCCAACAUUCAGAGCUCAGGACUACACGUGGGAAAAUCAUGGCUUUUCCCUUGUAAACAGGCUUUAUUCUGAUAUUGGGCAUCUCCUCGAUGAGAAGUUUAGGAUGGUGUAUAACCUCACGUAUAACACUAUGGCAACACAUGAAGAUGUUGAUACAACUACGCUAAGAAGAGCUUUAUUUAACUAUGUCCACUGUAUGUAUGGAAUCAGGUAUGAUGACUAUGAUUAUGGAGAAGUUAAUCAGUUACUUGAACGCAGCCUGAAGGUUUACAUAAAGACAGUGACCUGCUACCCAGAGAGAACUACCAAGCGCAUGUACGAUAGUUACUGGCGUCAGUUCAAGCACUCGGAGAAGGUUCAUGUCAAUCUACUUCUAAUGGAAGCUCGUAUGCAAGCCGAACUUCUGUAUGCCCUUCGUGCCAUAACUCGUCACUUAACCUGAAGCAUUCGCUGGGCAGGAGUAAAGGAGUUUUUACUGAGUAUGUAAAGACCUUUUGAAAUAGAUACACGCCAGAAGCUGUUUGUGAUGUAGCAUCAGGUUAUUCAAUUCUCUAGUGUCAAAGUUUAGCCGUGCUUCUUGACGGCUGUAAUGUGCAAUGACGUGUUUUAUUUUCUUGAUGCUUAACAUUACUAAUGAUAACAAAAGUAACACUGAGGAGCACUACUCUGCAUAGUUUCCGGCUGGCUUUCUGUGCAGUGGUCAGGAUCCUGAAACUGUUUUUGUUAUAUCCAAUCCUAGCGCUUUGUUCUUUAAGCACUGGAGUGAAGUGCUUAGAGACUUCUUUUUCCAAGCAAUCAUUUUUCAGAUUAGUGGAGUCCAGCAGAAGAUCGUUUCUGCCUGUCCUGAGAACGUACCACCAUGUCAUGACUCGUGACAGAGACGCGCAGGCUGCGUUGCAUUGAAUUGCCCACUGGAUUCUUCUGUGUCUCCUGGAGACUGCUUGCCAGUCACUGUCUUACUACAGCAAUUGAAGGCGAUGCGAGAUGUGGAUAAAAACAUUGCGCACACUUUAAUGUGAAAUUAAUCGUGAUAAAUCCUACAGCAUGCUACUGAAGUGUGAAGUUCAUCUGCUUUGUCGUGCCCCUUCCCAAGAGAAGAGGCCUCAUGAUUUGCCAUUUCAGCCCCACUUACUGUGUUUCAAUCGUGCAUAAUCUUGUUUUACUGACAGUCACCCUCAGUUGUCCUUAGCAGUACCCAUGCUCAUCACAUGUUGCAGUUUGUUUAGUUGGCACCUAUAAAGUUAAUACACAGGCUGACCAAAAAUAGGGUUGUGGGUUUUUUUGCACUCUCUUCUUUCUCAAUGUUUUAACUAAGGAAAGUAAAGGAAG